Molecule: messenger RNA, 745 nt
Organism: Triticum aestivum (bread wheat)
Lineage: Eukaryota; Viridiplantae; Streptophyta; Magnoliopsida; Poales; Poaceae
Exons: 3
Coding region: 64-444 (126 amino acids)
Cellular component (GO): respiratory chain complex I
Source: RefSeq, a predicted model, not a curated record
CCGCCUCGUCAUCUCAUUUCCAGAGAGUGCUAGGGUUUUCUCUCUCUCCCGGCGGCGAGGGCGAUGUCGAUGGCGGCGGCGGCGAGGGCGGCGACGAGGGCCCCGGGCAGGGCGGCGGCGCGGUUCGUGCAGACCAGGCUCCGCUCCUCCGGCAAGGUGCUCAGCGAGGAGGAGAGGGCCGCCGAGAACGUCUACAUCAAGAAAAUGGAACAAGAGAAGCGGGAGAAGCUCGCACGCAAGGGUCCCAGCGCAGGAGAGCAAGCUCCGUCCACCCCAAGCGCCGCAGCAGCCGAUGUGAGUUCGACCGCGUCGGCAUCCGCAGCAGGCACGUCGACCGACAAGAACAGGAACUACGCCGUGCUGGCUGGCACCCUCGCCGGCCUGAGCGCCCUGGGCUGGUACCUCCUGUCCAAGCCCAAGAAGACGGAGGAGGUCGUCGACUGAUCGGCCGGUCUCCGUCCCGCCCUGGUUUUUACUUCCUUACUGCACAUGGACCUGCCUGUGGUUGGUGUGGUAUGAUGAUGAUGAUGAUAAUAAGUUUCCGACGUCGCCGAACAGCCUUGCCUUUGCCUUGUUAGCUGCCUGCUUCGACAGAAUCUGAGACUUGAGAUGGUGAUGGUCUGUAGCGCAAGUUGUUUUGCUACCUGUGGUUGGUGUGGUAUGGUGGUGGUUAACGAGAGAGGCGUCUUGGAUGAUGCGGUUUGGUCCUUUUCAAAGUAUGCAAUGCAUGGUUUUUUCCGGUGAA